AUGUUUUAUGAACCUGAUGAUUUCCCUAAAGAUUAUUUUCUCUUCAAUCAAUCAAAUAAUCCAUUCAGGACAUCUAAAGCAGAAAAUCUAGAAAUUGAUUUCAGAUGUAAUGAAUGCGUUUUGGGUAACGAAGUUAAUAAUAAUUUUACUGGAUUAACUAUUUCUGAUACCAAUUAUACUAUUAUUGAUGGAACGGCUCAAACUUCUGAUCAUUGGAGUUAUGCGAUUGGCGCUAAUACUAAAUGGAUAGAUGAAAACACAAUUCCAGGAGUUGUUUGUCAUAAAAACUCCUUAUAUGUUCCUUCCCAUACACUCGAAUUAUGGAUACGCUUUAUUGAUUUCGGAGUUUUAGAAUUACUUCCAAGAAAAUUUUGA
Molecule: messenger RNA, 375 nt
Organism: Trichomonas vaginalis G3
Lineage: Eukaryota; Parabasalia; Trichomonadida; Trichomonadidae
Exons: 1
Coding region: 1-375 (124 amino acids)
Source: RefSeq, a predicted model, not a curated record